Molecule: messenger RNA, 1041 nt
Organism: Triticum turgidum subsp. durum (durum wheat)
Lineage: Eukaryota; Viridiplantae; Streptophyta; Magnoliopsida; Poales; Poaceae
Source: the annotation of a GenBank genome assembly
AUGCCGCACCGCGGCGCCGUCCUCGUGUUCCUCCUCGCCCUCGCGGCGGCGCCGCUCGCCGCCGUGGCGUGGCGCCCGUGGCCGCCGCGCGUUGCCAGCGGCGCGCUCGCCGGCCUCGGCGCGUCCAAGAAGUUCGAGGGCUCGUCCAACUUCGUCAAGCUCGAGUACCACAUGGGCCGCGUCCUCGCCGCCGACAUCACCGUGCACCCGAUCUGGUACGGCGCCUGGCCCGCCGACCAGAAGCGCACCAUCCGCGCCUUCCUGCGCUCCCUCUCGCCGCAGGCCUCGGGGGAGAAGGAGGGCGCCGUCCCGUCGCCGUCGGUGGCGGACUGGUGGCGCACCGUCCGGCUCUACACGGACCAGACCACGGCCAACGUGUCGGCCGUGGUGGCGCUCGGGCAGGAGAAGUGCGACGCGCGGAUGUCGCGGGGGGCCUCGCUGUCCCGGAUGGACAUCCAGAGCGUGGUCAAGGACGCGGUGACCGCGCGCACCAGGCCGCUGCCCGUGGACGCCGGCGGGGUGUACCUGGUGCUGACGUCGCCGGAGGUCCGCGUGGAGAACUUCUGCGGGCAGGUGUGCGGCUUCCACUACUUCACCUUCCCGUCGGUGGUCGGGUACACGCUCCCCUACGCGUGGGUGGGCAACUCCGCGGGGCGGUGCCCGGAGGUGUGCGCCUACCCGUUCGCCAUCCCGGCGUACGUGCCGGGGCGGCGGCCCGAGGCGCCGCCCAACGGCGACGCGGGGGUGGACGGCAUGGUGAGCGUCAUCGCGCACGAGCUAGCGGAGAUGGCGUCCAACCCGCUGGCCAACGCGUGGUACGCCGGCGGGGACCCCUCCUUCCCCACCGAGAUCGCCGACCUCUGCGAGGGCAUCUACGGCACCGGCGGCGGCGGCGCGUACACCGGCCAGCUGCUCACCGACGGGCGGUCCGGCGCGUCGUACAACCUGAACGGCGUCGGCGGGCGCAGGUUCCUGGUGCAGUGGGUGUGGGACCCCUACCGCAGCUACUGCUCCGGCCCCAACGCGCUCGACCAGCAUUAG